Molecule: messenger RNA, 650 nt
Organism: Hyphopichia burtonii NRRL Y-1933
Lineage: Eukaryota; Fungi; Ascomycota; Pichiomycetes; Serinales; Debaryomycetaceae
Exons: 1
Coding region: 42-518 (158 amino acids)
Cellular component (GO): nucleus
Source: RefSeq, a predicted model, not a curated record
UGAACAAGGUCAACAAGAACCUUGCGAAAUCCACGGGACAAAUGCAUAUCAAGGGUCGUAAGUUUAAACAAUUGAAUCGUGCAACCUUAAGAGACCAAAAGAUUACAGCCAAAAAGAUGAAGCAUCAAGAACAAAAGGACAACGAGUUGAGAUUCAUUGUCCAUCUUCAAGAAAAAGUGAACGAGGAACCAGAGAAGGUGACUUUCGGCUUGCAAGAUAUGAAGGAUUUCGUUGAAAGUUAUAUUAGUAAAGACGAUGAUGAAAUAAAAGAACUACAAGAGGAAAGAAGACCUGGAAGACCAGCAACAGCAAGACAGAAUAUCUUGGAAGAGAAGAGAAAGCACGACCAACACAUAUACGAUACCGGAUACAAGUUGCCUGAUUUGAGUGAUAAACAAACGGUUGAAAGAUUGAGACUCUGGAAUGGUACCCACGGAGGAGUCACCAUCAUGAAGUACAUUCACAUUCACAAGGAUAUGAAGGACUUACCUACCAAAGAAGCAGAAAUGAAAGAUUAGUUUUAUUAAAGGCUUUGUUUUGGCCCUUGUAUAUUAGUUUAGUUCAAUUUCUUAUCGUUACAUUAGGUUAACUUUUUCAAAAAAGUUUUUUUUUUUUCGCAGCAUUAAAUAAAGUCAUAUUCUACACUUACU